AUGUCUCCUAAAGAUCUUUUUACCAAAUAUUUCCCAAGACGAAAGAAGCAAAAAGACACUGAAAAGUCAAAGCCAACACCUGACGAACCUAUACCAAGACGCGCUUAUACGGCCCCAGCACAUAUACAGAAGACACCUGCAAAUAAGGCGGGCUCUGCUGGACCUCCAUGGGGAAGAUAUCAUGCCCCACCUACCACUGACGGUGGAAACUACCCUGUUGGAAACAUGUAUGGAGGAGUCUCGGAUGACACAGUUGGCAAUAGUCACAGUCAUGAGCACAGGGAUAGAGGCCAUUGGGGAUGGGGAGGAGUAGAAGAUGGCUCGGGGAGUGACAGUCAUGGUUACGGAGGUCAUGGAGAUCAUGGAGGUAGCAGUAGUGGAGGAGGCUGUAGUAGUGAUUCGGGUGGAGGAAGCGGAGGAGGAGAUAGUGGAGGAAGCAGCGGUGGUGGUGAUGGCGGAGGAGGCGGUGGUGGUGGAGGAGGAGGUGAUUGA
This is a messenger RNA of Fusarium redolens, 492 nucleotides long. RefSeq lists its product as uncharacterized. The transcript has a single exon. Bases 1 to 492 code for a protein of 163 amino acids. Lineage: Eukaryota; Fungi; Ascomycota; Sordariomycetes; Hypocreales; Nectriaceae. The record is from RefSeq and is a predicted model, not a curated record.